AUGGAGCUCGACGGCUGGGCUGGUGGUGGGGAGUACCAGCAGCUCGUCGGCGGAGCUGGUAGUGGGAAAGACCAGGACAUCGGGAAGCAGAUCUGGGUGGCUCGUCGCUCGCGUCCAUGGUGGGCGUCCAGCGGAGCUGCUGCGGCGAGCUCGGUCAAUAAGCGCUACCUCCAGCAGCUACAACUUCCUCUUCUCCUUGGUGUCCUCUUGGCCGGCCGUGGCGGCGAGGGGCAGGACACCGACGGCGAUAAGGAGUCUGUGGCGGCUGGCAAAUCUCUUGCUGCUACUUCGAGCUUUCAUACGUUGGCCAAGGACUGGUCAUCGAUUUUGUUUGGCCUAGUUCCUGGAGUUCUUCAGCGGAGGACCGAUGCCGGUGGCCAUCGCCGCUCUGCCUCUGCAUCUUAUGGUCGAAAGGCGACCCUCCUCAGCAUCUCCUUCCCAGAGACCAAGCAGUUCGAGGGGAAGGCCUUCAGCUCCAGCCACGACGCCGGACUAAGUGGUUCAUCCCCGGCGCCGAUGAGGUCUGAGCCGCAUUAUUCAUUGCAACAUUUGAAAGACAUCACAAAAAAUUUCUCUGAAGAGCAAAUACUUGGUAAAGGUGGUUCUGGUGUAGUAUAUAAGGGAUUGCUAGCCAAUGGAAAAAUGAUUGCUGUGAAGAAAGUAGAACAAAGGUGGAGCUCAAAGGAGCAAUGUGACACAUUACAAAAACAAUUUGAGAACGAGGUCACUCUUCUUAUGGGGCUUAAGCACCCAAAUAUAGUGGAACUUAUAGGCUACUGCUAUGAAAUGCAACAUGUACGUUCGCCGCACAAUGGAACAUACAUUUUUGGUUGGCAAGUAGAUAGUUUGCUUUGCUUGGAAUUUCUCUCUGAGGGAAGUCUCGAUAAACGCAUUUCAGAUGCAACUUCUGGACUUGAUUGGCAUACACGGUACAAAAUAAUUGAGGGGAUUUGUUAUGGCGUACAGUACCUUCAUGAGCAAUCUAAUGUUCCCAUAAUUCACUUGGACCUAAAACCUGGGAACAUAUUGCUCGAUGCAAAUAUGGUACCUAAAAUUGCAGACUUUGGUAUAUCACGACUAUUUGAUCAAGGACAAACUAUUCACACGAAGACUAAUAAUGGAACACCUGGGUACAUGCCACCAGAAUUCAUACAGGCUGGUACAAUCACACUUAUGUCGGACAUAUUCAGUUUGGGUGUAAUAAUCAUGGAGAUAAUAACGGGGCACAAGAGCUACCCAUAUGAUAUUAAAGCAUCCUAUGGGGACUUCAUCAAUACUCCUGGAAGGGAGGCUACAGCUAAUCAGGAGGAAGAGAGCGCAAAGAAGGCCGAUUUGACAGCGGCGCUGCACCACGGCCGGGCUCCAACGAUGGAGAGGUUCUGGUUCCUGCUGGACGUGCCGAAGCAUGUGCGAACAGAGAGGCUCUGCUGCUUGUGCUAG
Lolium rigidum is the source of this 1440-nucleotide messenger RNA. RefSeq names its product probable serine/threonine-protein kinase PBL7. Lineage: Eukaryota; Viridiplantae; Streptophyta; Magnoliopsida; Poales; Poaceae. Bases 1 to 1440 code for a protein of 479 amino acids. The transcript has 7 exons. The record is from RefSeq and is a predicted model, not a curated record. Gene Ontology annotation, biological process: protein phosphorylation. Gene Ontology annotation, molecular function: protein kinase activity; ATP binding.